AUGACGGCACCGAUACUACCCGACCAUGUUAAAAGCCCGUUCGACGCGGGCUUGAAGGCUCAGCGGCAAUUCAGAAAGCGCAAAGUCCUGCCUCGCCCACGAAAUGGCCCGACCGUUGACGAUUCUCCAUCAGCAGUGCCUUCAGCGUGCGACCUGCUCAUCGACACGUUCGCUUUUCCCGGUUUCUCCGACUCUCAAGCCUCCAGCCCACGAACUUUGAAGCACCAACCGCGGAGAAGAGGAACUGGCCCUGAUUUACCCCCGACUCCUCCAAACUGCUCUCGCGCCUCGUCCGGUAGUUAUCCAGCUCAAUCGUCUAGUCCUUCACAUCCUGAUAUCAGUUUUCAAACCCCACAAGUCUCGUCAAAACGACCACCGACAACGCCACCAGAUCAACGUAGUCCUCCAACACCCGAUGUGACGCCGCCUCACCCUGCGAGCCGCCCUCGCGUUUUUCGUCUCGCAACUUUUGAUCGUGGCACUUCUCGGACUACAACCGCCACCACGGAUUCUCACACUGAGUCGUUCAAGACAGCUCGAGAGGAACCGCUGUCUGAGGACGAAGCUGCCAUGUCAGCUAUUCAAUCUAUUUUGACCUCUUCAACGCCAUCGCAAGCUACAGUCCUUCGAAAACCCGUACAAGUCAGUAGUCAUACCGUCAAACCCCAGCUUUCGGACCUAGCCCUCGAAUACAGUGCGAAACAUGACGAGAGUUACACUCCAUGGGCCCGCGGCGAACUGGCUCGAUUUGAUGGCGAAUGGAGCUCUCCCAAUAGGGUAGAGCAGGAGUGGGAUGACAACCUUGGGAGAAUGGUAUCUGUAGGCAGACAUCGCCCCCAAACUGCUUCUCUAAUGGCCACUCGGGUGGCCUUGAGGGAGAGCGACGCCACAGAAGAUGACGUGGUCACGGCGACAAAUGUGACGAGGGCUGUCCGAAGUUUAUCUCUUCAAAACCCCGCCAUGGUCGACCCGUCACCUCAAACAACCCUUCCAAAAAAAAGUUUCGGGGUGGAUACAACGCACUCAGAACCGAGGGGAAAUAUUGAAUCACGAAGAUUAUCCGGUCUCUCUUAUCAAUCUACGCCUUCUACUGUGGUUGAAGCUAUUUUGGUUGAUAAUUCACCCAUUCCACAAAGACCAACCUUGCGACAUGUUCGCAAGCGAAGGGAACUCCGAGAGACGAGCCCUCGUGGUCGACGGGCUUUUACGGAUGCGUUCGAACUGCGGCAUCAUGCAUUGCCCUUACCAUCGCCAUUACAAAAUGGGCCGGGUAGGCGACGUGACAGCUACGCUUCCACACCUAGCACAAAGCCAUUGCUCAGUGGACGCGCAAGACGCGAAGUAUGGAAGAAUGGAGGCAUACCUGUAGUUGUCAUUCCUGAUCGAAAAUCGUCAAACAAGCCAAAGUCAAGGGAACCUUCUUUGCGGUCCACAUCAAGCCGACAUUCUAGGACCAAAAGUGUUGGCUCUACUCCUCUUGAUCAGUCGCCCCUCCCAAAUGAAGAAUCGUCUUUCGAGAGACAAUCACGCUGGGACCGAUCUACUUCUAUGCCGGAGUGGUCGGAGCGAAGAACCAUCGAUAUUCCACCCCAUAUCCUGGCUCGCUCAUCUUCACUGUCGGCCCCGACAAGCCGCACUGUCUCCCGAGCUGGCUCGUUGACUGUCGAAAGUCUAAAGGCCUUGAACGAUGCACAUGACCAUGCCACCAAGGCAUUACCGUCUCAAAUUGUGCCUGCAGCGCUGCCUACGACUUUCGUCACAGUUCAAGCCAUACCAGCAGUGCCAGUGCCAGUAGCACCAACAUCACCCGUCGUGGCAGCACACUCUCCGCAAACUUCAAGAUCCGAAGUGGGAGGCUAUGCAGCUGAGCACUUUAGUGCAGAUCAUCACGACGAUGCAGCCUCGGCAAAGAAAUUCUCCUCUCGCGCGACGCCAUUCUCCAUAGUAUCAGUGGAAACCAACUGGACCGCCCUCGAGGUAUCCGAAGCGCAAGCCGUUCAUAUGUAUGCCCAUCAAAAUUCAUCAGUGUUGAUGGUGGAUCAUUCUGCCAAACCCUCGGAUGCAUCGGACUCUACGGAGAAGGGUCUCAAGAGGGUCGAGUCCAAGGAGCCUCCGAAAAUAACUGCUACCAGCCCCGAAGGCAACUCAGUAACGCCUGAACAACGACAGUCAUCAGAAGAAGUCGAUUCACCCCUUCGAAACCCUCGCGCGCCGCCGGAUCCGCCUCGGCUCCCACCCGCGAUCAACUUCAUCCCUGCCACGCCAUCUGGUCUAACGCCAGCUCAUGAAAAGGCAGAGCCAACUGCGGUUUUUGAUGAGUCAGAUACUGAGAAACCAAGUCGACGGUCGUCAAUUGUCCGAAGAGCCCUAAGCCGGCGCAGACACUCUAUAGAUUACCCCCCAAGUGCUUCAAAGCAGGCCGGUCUCUUAGCCAAAACUUUUUCUCUUUCACGAACUGGCCCCAAGUCUUUCGACUCACAAAGGCUCAGGAGCAUCAACCCCGACAUGGAUCCGUCUUACGGGGGAAGGGAAGACGAACCUAUGGAACAAGACAAGCUGCAUCCUCGUUGGCGGCCGCAGUGGGAUUACGAUGAGCUUUGCGAAUGUGCAGACUGUCGCCGCGGGAGUCGGAUGGACGAUGAGAUUUAUCGCUAUCCUCUAGUUGACAAUCGACCACGUCGUACAAAACGCAGUCUGAGCACCAAAAUGAAGCAGACUCUUGCGAUCUUCCCAUUACGAGCUGAAAAACAAUACGAGGCAGACGACAUGAACGGGCCCCAACGCCGCACAGUAAAACGAACACCUAGUGGGAAUCUAAGGGUCAUGCGUAGGCGAGCCAGUUCUGACUCGCUGAAGCAAGUGAUGAAGGCUCAUGAUGAGCUACGACCCGUACUAGACGACAGCUCGCAUAGGGGAUUUUGGCGCGGUCAUUCUUUACGGAAGCGGCCAAGUCAUGGGAAAUUACGCCGCUCUUCCUCGCUGAGCGGCAGACUCGAAAGGCUCCCAAGUCUGACGCGGAUGUGGAAUGAGAGAAGACGAGAGAAGAGAACACAGGAGCUUCGACAGAUAAUUAGUGGACCUAGGGAAGUUCGCGAUGGUGUCAGCGAUGUCAUCAGGAACAGCAACAUUCAAGGUCUACAAAGGGCUUACCCGGACCAAAUAUAG
Messenger RNA from Metarhizium album ARSEF 1941, 3165 nucleotides. RefSeq lists its product as uncharacterized. The record is from RefSeq and is a predicted model, not a curated record. Bases 1 to 3165 code for a protein of 1054 amino acids. Lineage: Eukaryota; Fungi; Ascomycota; Sordariomycetes; Hypocreales; Clavicipitaceae. The transcript has a single exon.